Molecule: messenger RNA, 456 nt
Organism: Fonsecaea nubica
Lineage: Eukaryota; Fungi; Ascomycota; Eurotiomycetes; Chaetothyriales; Herpotrichiellaceae
Exons: 1
Coding region: 1-456 (151 amino acids)
Source: RefSeq, a predicted model, not a curated record
AUGCCGCCCCGUCUCCCUCGACGACACCUACUGUCCCUGGCACGCCCGUUCCGUCCAGCGACCCCCAUUACCUCUCGACUCCGACCCAUCUCCACGACCCGCCGCGUCCUGGCCGCGAACCAAGACCCCGACGGCCACCCGCAUCCGCAGCGCGACGCGCAGAUGGACCGCGAGAAGAUGAACCCCGAGGCGAACGAGUACUCCAAGUCCGGGACCGACGACGCCUCGGCAGCCAACGAGGAGGCCGCGUUCAACCCGGACAUCACGGACCCGCAGGAGGCCAAGAAGAAGGCCGGCGAGGGGAACCAGGUCAACCCGCUGGACGCGAGCCCGGCGAACCCGGACAUCAGCCAGGGAACGGCCGAGGAGGAAGGCGGCGCGAAGAAGAAGAUGUCCGAGGGUGGCGGAGGGAGAAAAGGUGGAGGCGAGGCGGGGAAGGGCGAGCAAAGUACUUGA